AUGGCAACACCUGUUGAAUUACUGGGAAUACUGGAGGACUUGGCUGAUGGAGAAUUUAAAAAGUUCAAAUGGUUCCUACAGCAGGCUGAGGUCCUGGAUGGCUUCCCAGCAAUCCCAAGGAGCCAGUUGGAUCAUUCAGAUAGGAUGGACACAGUAACUGAGAUGAAAGAGACUUACAACAAAAAUGCAGCAGAAGUGACAAUCAAAGUUUUGAAGCUGAUCAAAAAGAAUGACUUGGUGCAGCGGUUAUCAAACUUGAACACGUCAUCAAAAGAGACUCUCACUGAUUGCCAUCGUAAACUCAAGAGCAACCUUCGGAAGAAAUUUCAGCAGUUUGAGCAAGACACAAAAUCUGGGAAGCAAAUGUUGAUCAAUGAGAUCUACACUGAGCUCGAUAUCAUAAAGGAAAAGUCUGAUGAGGACAGAAUACAAGAUGCAAAUCUGUACCACCAAACAGUGGAACAAACUAUCAAUAUAGAAAACUUCUUUGAAUCCAUACCUGGUCAACAUACAUCAGUAAGAACACUGACAAAAGGUGUGUCUGGUGUAGGGAAAACCAUCUUGACCCGGAAGUUUGUUCUGGAUUGGACCGAAGACAAACUCAAUAACAGUAUCCAGUUUAUAUUCCCAUUGACUUUCCAAGAGUUGAAUCUUAUGAAGAAGAGAAAAUACAGUUGGAUGGAACUUCUUCAUCAUUUCUUUGCUGAUCUCAAAGAAUCAAGAAACUGCAGCUUUGAUAAAGUGCCGAUUUUGUUUAUUUUGGAUGGUCUAAAUGAGUGUGCUCUUCCUUUGGAUUUCAACAACAGUGAAAUCCUGACUGAUGUUGCAGAGUCUGCUUCAGUGGAUGUUCUGCUAACAAAUCUCAUCAUGGGGAAGCUGUUCCCUACUGCUCAUGUCUGGAUAACCACAACACCUGAGGCAGCCAGUCAAAUCCCUCCAGAGUACAUUCACAUGGUGACACAGGUGAGAGGGUUCACUAAUCCAAAGAAGGACGAGUACAUCAGAAAGAGAUUCAGAAAUAAGAAGCUGGCCAGCAGAAUCAUUUCCCACAUCAAGCCAUCCCGGAGCCUCCAAGUCAUGUGCAACGUCCCAAUCUUCUGUUGGAUGACUGCAACUGUUCUAGAGGACAUGUUGAAAACUGAUGAGAGAGGAGAGCUGCCCAAGACCCUAACUGAGAUGUUUAUUCAUUUUCUACUUGUUCAGUCCAAGCUGGCAAAUGUCCAACAUCUUGGAAGAGAUGAGACAGAUCCACCCUUGAACACAAAGACCAGUAAGGUGAUACUAUCUCUGGGACAACUGGCUUUUGUGCAGCUGAAAGAAGGCAACCUCAUCUUCUUUGAAGCAGAUCUUGUAGAAUGUGGCACUAAUGCUCAGGCUGCUUCAUUGUAUCCUGGAAUUUUCACACAGAUCAUUAAAGAAAACAUUGGGUUGAACCAGGAUAAAUGUUUCCGCUUUGUCCACUUGAGCUUUCAAGUGUUUCUGGCUGCUCUUCAUGUCAUGGUGUCAUUCAUCAAGACUGGUGUUAACCUCUUGUCUGCAGAACAUCCAAUCUCUAAACAAUCAAUACUUGAAGACCUGCAACACCUUUUGCAGAGUGCAGUAGACAAGGCAUUGCAGAGUCCAAAUGGACACCUGAACUUGUUCCUCCAUUUCCUCAUUGGCCUCUCACUACAGACCAAUCAGCAACUCCUUCAAGACCUGAUCAAACAAUCAGGAAGCAGCUUACAGAGCACUCAGGAGACAGCCCAGUACAUCAAAAAGAAAAUCAGGGAGAAUCCCUCUCCAGAGCGAUGCAUCAGCCUGUUCCAAUGUCUGAAUGAGCUGAAGGAUCAUUCUCUAGUGGAGGAGAUCCAGCAGUAUUUGAGGUCAGCUAGUCUCUCCUCAAUGAUUCUGUCUCCGGCCACAUGGUCAGAUCUGGUCUUCAUCUUACUGUCUUCUGAGAGUGAGCUGGAUGUAUUUGAUCUGAAGAAAUUCUCUACUUCAGCGCAAGGACUUCUGCAGUUGCUGCCACUGAUUCAAGUCUCCAGGGUAUCUCUACUGAGGGACUGUGAGCUGUAUCGCAGCAGCUAUGAAGUUCUGGGCUCAGUUGUCAGCUCCCCAUCUGCUAAUCUGAGAGAGCUGGACCUGAGUUACAACUUCUUUAUAGACGAACCGAAGUUCAUAGAUGGCUUGAAGAAUCCACACUGUAGACUGGAAACUCUCAGGCUAAGGUUUUGUAACCUGACAGAAAAAAGUUGUGAAGCUCUGGCCUCAGUAUUUACAUCACAGACCUGCUCCUGCAGCUUAAGGGUGCUGGACUUGAGUAACAACAACCUGCUGGAUUCUGGAGUCAACUUUCUUUCUCUGGGACUGGAGAGUCCUCAUUGUAACUUGGAAACACUCAGAUUGAGUGACUGUAAGCUGUCAGAGAGAAGCUGUGAAGCUCUGGCCUCAGCUCUCAGCUCUGAGACUUCUAGUUUGAAAGAGCUGGAUGUGAGUAGCAAUGACCUACAAGACUCAGGAGUGAAGCUACUUUCAGGGGGGCUCAAGAGUGCUCACUGUAUCCUGGAAACGCUCAGGCUUUCAGGUUGUGUGGUCACAGAGGAAGGCUGUUCUUCUCUGGCAUCAGCUCUGAGCUGCAACCCAAACCACCUGAAAGAGCUGGAUCUGAGUUACAACCACCCAGGAGACUCUGGGGUGAUGUUGCUCUCAACUGGAGUGGAGGAUCCACAGUGGAGACUGGACACGCUAAUCAUGGACCAUGGUGGAAAGCAGAGGCUGAGAUCAGGUCUAUUGAAGUAUGCCUGUCAGCUCACACUGGACCCAAACACAGCUCACAGAGCGCUCAUUCUGUCUCAAGACAACAGGCAGGUGACAUAUGUGGAAGAGGAACAGCCCUACUGGUAUCAUCCAGACAGAUUUGAAACCGUAAAGCAGCUGCUGUGUGAAAAUGGACUGACUGGGCGCUGCUACUGGGAAGUUGAGACUACAGGACGGUUUUCUACAACAGUGACUUACAGAGGAAUCAACAGGAGAGGAUGUGGUAACGACUGCAUGUUUGGACAAAAUGACAGGUCCUGGGCUCUGGAAAACUAUGGCUCAUCUUAUAGAGCUUUGCACAAUAACAAAGUAACAACAAUAGAUACACCUGGUAAAUGCAGUAGCAAAAUAGCAGUGUAUCUGGACUGGCCUGCUGGCUUUCUGUCCUUCUACACUGUCUCUGACACACUGACUCAUGUCCACACCUUCUACACCAAAUUCACUGAACCUCUCUACCCUGGCUUUAGCUUUGAUAUAGGUUUCUACACUGAGAUUAAUUCCUCAGUGUCACUGUUUCAGAUUGAUGUAGAAACAGACAGUCAGAGUAACUCUUAA
Messenger RNA from Archocentrus centrarchus (flier cichlid), 3354 nucleotides. Its product is annotated as NACHT, LRR and PYD domains-containing protein 3-like. The transcript is spliced from 8 exons. Lineage: Eukaryota; Metazoa; Chordata; Actinopteri; Cichliformes; Cichlidae. The record is from RefSeq and is a predicted model, not a curated record. The coding region runs from base 1 to 3354 and encodes 1117 amino acids. Gene Ontology annotation, molecular function: protein binding.